This is a messenger RNA of Aspergillus tanneri, 1569 nucleotides long. Its product is annotated as MFS transporter. The record is from RefSeq and is a predicted model, not a curated record. Gene Ontology annotation, molecular function: transmembrane transporter activity. Lineage: Eukaryota; Fungi; Ascomycota; Eurotiomycetes; Eurotiales; Aspergillaceae. Gene Ontology annotation, biological process: transmembrane transport. The transcript is spliced from 5 exons. Bases 1 to 1569 code for a protein of 522 amino acids.
AUGUCGACACAGCCUUACCAGGACCCAGAAGUUGCCUUCCCUCCUAGAUCUGACUUGAGCUCAGAGAGUCUGGGAUCGACAUUGCCAGAGAAGAAAGGCAUUCAUGUUGAAACGACAUCGAUCAGACCGUCCGAUAGCGACGUGGAAUUGGGUGAAUUAUCCCAGGAUGAGGAUGACAACCUUGCCCAUUGGGAGAGUCCCAGUGAUCCUCAGAAUCCUCAGAAUUGGGCGAGCACUCGCAAGUGGCUGACAAUCGGCCUUAUUUCCUUGAGCAGUUACAAUGUUUCUCUGGUAUCAACCAUCUUUUCACCAGCCGUGCCGCAGGUUAUGGAUGAGUUCCAUACCGACAACUCGUCUAUCUCCUCGCUGGUUGUCUCGAUCUACGUCAUGGGCGCGGCAAUUGGACCUCUCAUCCUGACCCCAAUUACGGAGAUGAGUGGCAGGCUUCCCAUGACGCACGCGGCGAACUUCUUGUUUUUUAUUGCGGCAAUUGUGUGCGGUGCCAGCGUCAAUAUGCCGAUGCUGAUCAUCUCUCGACUGGUGAUGGGACUGGCUAGCUCCGUUCCAGUGACAGUAGGGGGAGGAUACGUCAGCGACAUGAUGAAGAUGGAGGAACGAGGGACUGCGAUGACAGUCUGGACGGUGGGACCUCUCCUUGGUUUUGUUACUGGCCCUAUUUUCGGGGGCUUUAUGGCCCAGAAUGUCGGAUGGCGGUGGACAGUCUGGCUUGAAGCCAUUGCUGGAGCCUUUAUUGCAGUGGGAUCGUUGAUUCUUCUCCGAGAGACAUAUGCGCCUACUAUUCUCCAGCGGAAAGCUAUGCAGCUGCAGAAGGAAACAGGACGUCGCUAUCGAACCAAAUACGAUUCCGACCAGACGAUGGGCCAGAUGCUGCGGAUGUCUCUGACUCGGCCGGUCAAAUUCCUCGUCUUGUCGCCCAUUGUCAUGAUCGUGUCAUUGUACAGCGCUGUCACCUACAGUUAUAUGUACAUCCUCUUCACGACCUUCACGAAUGUCUUCGAGACGGUCUACAACUUCAGUCCGGGUGAGGCCGGCCUCGGCUACCUGGGAAUCGGGAUGGGGUUCACGUUCGGACAGAUCACGGUGGGCUGCUUCUCCGACCGAUAUGUCAAGCGGCAAGAGCAGAUUCAUGGCAAGAUGAAGCCCGAGGACCGGCUCCCACCGCUGGUACUGGGGUGUUGUCUUGUGCCUAUCGGCCUGCUUUGGUACGGCUGGUCCGCUGAGUGCCAGACGCACUGGAUUGUGCCCAUCAUGGGAACCUUCUUCCUCGGCGCCGGGAUCUUCUAUGUGCACUUGGUGACGCAGGUGUACCUGGUGGAUGCCUACACUACAUACGCCGCUAGUGCGGUGUCUGCGGAGCUUUGUCUGCGGUCGAUCUUCGGCGCCACCAUCCCCCUUGCAGGGACCCAUCUGUACAACAGCCUAGGACUGGGCUGGGGGAAUAGUCUAUUGGCGUUCGUUGCCGCCGCGUUUGCGCCUACCACGCUGUUCCUGUUGAAAUACGGGGAGAGUAUCCGAACAAACCCUAAGUUUCUACCUAACCUGACAUGA